UCCGGGAAAAGCGGCCCAGCGGGCGUGGCCAUCACGGGAUGAGUAAACUCCGUGGCCCCGGGGCGCCGUCGGCGAAGGAUAUAGCCAUGGCUUCUGCUGUCCAGGAGCCGACGAUGCCCGUGUGGCUGACGGCGGAGGAACUGCAGUGCUCCAUCUGCCUGGAUCUGCUCAGCAACCCGGCCACCGUGGAGUGCGGCCACAGCUUCUGCCUGGGCUGCAUCCGAAAAUGGCUGAAGGGCCAGCACGAAUGUCCCAACUGCAAGCGCCGUGUGGACCAGAAGUUGCCCGAGCGCACCGUCUUGCUGAACUUGAUCUUGGAAAAGUAUAACUGCCUAGCUUCCAACGACCCGCUUCCCACGGGGACCUCGCGUCUGGCGGAGCCGGGCUUCCCAGACGGGGCGAGACGCAAGCGGGACUUCUCCCUUGCCAGGCAAGGUUUUCAGGAGUAUAUGUUUCAAACCAGAAGCUCUAUUUCAGAAGCUUUCAGUUUUAUGAAAAAGUGCAUUUGUGAUCAAGAGGAAAUGGUGCUAAGGAUCAUUGAAGAAGAAUGGAAAGUGGCUCGACAAAUAAGAGACUCCACUGACAAGCAGCUCAAUGGAAAAAUUCACAACAUUUUGGAUUUGCAGAAUAAAUUUGAAGAAGUGAUGAUGAAAACUUCAUCAGGACAAGAAGCUUAUAUUGGCGAUCCCAUUCAGAAGAUCAGCAAUAUUGCCAGUGCUGUUGAAGAGUUAAGGAGACAACUGGAAGCAGCAGUUUUGAGGAAUUUCCCAGCGCAGCCAUCUCAGAAGCCUUCUCCAGGAACCAGCAACAAUAGUGAAGCUGCAGCUGAUGGAGCAGAAGAAAUGUUCCUUUCCAGUGAUUCCUUCCCAAGGAAUGAUUCCAUCCAGGAAGCAAGCAGCUCUUCAUCAUCAGCGCCAUCUCCUAGGGACAGAGAAUUGCAGAUGAUUUCAAGUAGAUUUUCUCAGUGGAUGUCUAUCGUUACAUUUGAUGAUGAAAGAGUUGGUUGUAGUCUUGAACUCACAGGCAAUAAAAGGAAAGUGAGAGUGUCUUGUGGUCGCAAAGAAUAUGGACGUUCCACGAAGAGAUUCCGCAACAGUCAGGUGCUGGGUUCUCCGGGUUUCUCUGAAGGCUGCCAUUACUGGGAAAUAAACACCAAGGAAUCUUCUCAAUGGGCCAUUGGUGUUGCCAGUGGGGACAUUGGCAGAAGCGACCGACUAGGGAGAAAUGAAUUAUCCUGGUGCAUAGAAUGCAAUGGGCAACGUAUCUCAGCAUGGCACAACAGUCAAGAAACCAACAUUGACGAAGAUAGGCCUUUGCGGGUUGGAGUUUUCCUUGACUUUCCAACAAAAAGUUUGUCUUUUUAUUCUCUCACUGAUAAAGAAACGUGCUUACAUAAGUUUGAAAUCAAUGCAGCAAAUCCAGUUUACCCUGCUUUUUGGAUUUAUGGUUUAAAAGUUGGUGAGAGUUUAACUAUAAAUGAUAUUAAUAGGAAUUAACUUUACGCCACAAUUGUAUAUUGUCUUAAUAAGUAUUUGCCCUCUAAAGACUCUUUAAGAUUC
This is a messenger RNA of Pantherophis guttatus, 1559 nucleotides long. RefSeq names its product ring finger protein 135 (gene RNF135). The record is from RefSeq and is a predicted model, not a curated record. Lineage: Eukaryota; Metazoa; Chordata; Lepidosauria; Squamata; Colubridae. Gene Ontology annotation, molecular function: protein binding.